UCCCUUGUGACUGGCAGAGUAGGCAUUGCGUAGGUGCCUAUUACUGGUGCGGGGCAGCUGUCCCCAUACUUGAAUACUGCUACGUCGCGUCGUCUACUAUGUAAAUCACUUUUAUCCUGUUCAACCAUUUUUAGGCAGAGUCUUUCCCAGUUUUAAUCCAGACGUUUCGCUUCUAAAAGCGUCGUUAUCUACAAAAUGCGAUGACAACUGCUGGCCCGCUAGUUUACUAUCCCCAGUACUGCUUCCACCUAUCGCCAACUAUCAAUGCGUGGUGUCCUUUGCGCGCAAUCGACAUUGCUGGCCUAGUGUCGCGAGCAGGUUUUGAAGAUAUAAAUGUUUUCUUCUGUCUAAAUCACCCCAUUCAAUGGGUGAGAAUCGUAGGGGUCGUAGUCGCGAUUGACCACUAUUAUGGCCACCAAGUCUACACCGUUGACGAUAGCACUGGGCAGUGCAUCGAGUGUACCCUACGAGUUCCAGUCACCAAAAAUGGCCAGAUAAAUCGUCGCGAUACCACCGAGGCCAAGGCAAGCGAGCCAACAACCCUUGCCUCGAAAACACUCAAUGCAGCCAACACUGCGGAAACUAGGACGAUAAAUGCUGUGUCUGUGGCACCACUCCCAAUGGAUGUUGAUAUAGGCAUGGUCCUAGAGAUCAAAGGAAGUGUGAAGGAAUUCCGAGGCCAAAAGCAGAUACAAAUUCACACGGCAAAGGAAGUCUUGUCCACGACUCAAGAAGUACUUUUCUGGGACAAGAUUCGAGAGUUCCGCCGCAAUAAACUGAGCCAGCCAUGGGUACUCAAGGAUAGAGAAAUACGAAGAUGCCGGAAGCUACAGCAAUCGGAGGCCCCUGAACUAGAUGAGAAGCGGAAGAAAAAGAAAGCUGUGAUAUAUGCUGAUGGCCCUGAGGAGGGCGGUACUGGAAAGACACAUGCGCCUAGGAACAGCGUCGGCGGCACCUCAGUUAAGGCUGCAAAAGCUGCUAGGGUGGAGAGCUUGAGCGCAAGGAUUGGUAACAAGGAUAAGUAUGACGCCCUGGGCUUAUGAUCCCAGUUGCUUUCCUAAUCGUGGAGAUGUGCUUAACCUAUAUCUAAAUCCCAUAAGAACCGGGCAUCCGUCGCACUGACCACACGAAGUUUCUCUGGCUCACAUCAUUUCCAAUUCAAGAUACCUACGCGCUAAAACAUUAGAUCUCCCCCUCGCGAUUGGGUUGUUAUUACUAACCACUGCGAAUGAUAAGAUCAGAACAGAUUCAUAAAGAAACACCUACUCGCAAGGCCAUAACCUAGAACGAGUAAUCAUGGAAGUCUCAUUCCAACACUAAUUGACAAAGCAGGUGCAAGCGUCUCUCCGUAGCGAUCUCAGAUUUCCCAUUUAACAGCAAACGUAACAAAUAUCCUCAUAAACAUCGUGCGCAUUCUCACAUCUUCUCUGCUCCUACUAGAC
Messenger RNA from Xylaria bambusicola, 1442 nucleotides. RefSeq lists its product as uncharacterized. The record is from RefSeq and is a predicted model, not a curated record. Bases 201 to 1043 code for a protein of 280 amino acids. Lineage: Eukaryota; Fungi; Ascomycota; Sordariomycetes; Xylariales; Xylariaceae. The transcript is spliced from 3 exons.